Saccharomycodes ludwigii is the source of this 687-nucleotide messenger RNA. RefSeq lists its product as uncharacterized. Gene Ontology annotation, cellular component: prospore membrane; ascospore wall; lipid droplet. The coding region runs from base 1 to 687 and encodes 228 amino acids. The transcript has a single exon. The record is from RefSeq and is a predicted model, not a curated record. NCBI's taxonomy places the organism in Eukaryota, Fungi, Ascomycota, Saccharomycetes, Saccharomycodales, Saccharomycodaceae.
AUGCUAACAACGGUAAUUGGGCUGAUUUAUUACUUUACGAUUUUUCCUAUUAUAUUGGCAAAUUCUGUUCUGACUUUGGGUAUCUUUGGUUUUGUAUUGUCACACAUUCAAUUGGUUCUUGAAACUAAUUCUAUUUCAUUACUAAUUGCAAGAUAUUUAAUGUUUCCUACCGCUUCAAGUCAAUUAUUUGAUAAAGUUUUGGAGAAAAAUGGACAAAGUAGUUUUUUAAUCGAAUGUAAAAAAAAAUUUUUACAGCAGGAUAUAAACAAAAUUAAGCAAAGUUCCUCAACUACAAAACGAAGCAAAUUUGUUCAAAUGGAAAUUUAUUGGAUUAACUAUCUACCAUUUAAAAUAUUAUUCCUGUUUUAUCACAUAAUAAGAAGUAUUUUACCAAUUGUUAUAUCACUGAUUCCAGUCAUCGGCCCGAUAACUGUAACGGUGUUGUGUUCGCCAGCUAUUGGGAAACAUCUACUAAAAAGAUAUUUUCAGUUACUUAAUAUGAAUAAAAGACAAAUAGAAAAAGUAUCACAUAGACAUUGGGGUCAAUUUGUUUCAUUUGGAUUAGUUGCUGGAUCAUUACAAAUGCUACCUUAUGUAUCUUUAUUAUUUGAAUUUACAAAUCUAACUAGUGCUGCUUUAUGGGCUAAUGAUGUUAUAAAUAAAAAAAUUAAAAAUUUCCAUGACUAG